Molecule: messenger RNA, 1610 nt
Organism: Rhizophagus irregularis DAOM 181602=DAOM 197198
Lineage: Eukaryota; Fungi; Glomeromycota; Glomeromycetes; Glomerales; Glomeraceae
Source: RefSeq, a predicted model, not a curated record
GUUCUAAUAAUUUCAUUUAUUAUAAAGUAAAUAACAGUACUCCGCAUAUAACUAAAAUUACUGUAAUUAACACAUUUAUUUCGUAAUUUACAAGUAUAGAAUCGUUAAAAAAGAUAUUCAAAAAAAAGUCAAGAAAUACUAAUAUGGAAAUUUUGAAUAAAACAUCUAAAGAAAAGCCAAGAAAUUUAUGGAAACAAGUUGAUUGGGAUAAAUAUCAGACUCAUGUUACUGUUUCUUCUAUUAAUUCUGCCACUAAAUCAGAAGAGAUUGAUGAUAGUGUAAUUUAUAUGGACGAUAUAGAAAAAAGAAAAGAAGUAUAUGGUAUAUGUGGAGAAUGUAACGAAACUGGCACAGGAAAUUAUUGGUGUCAACCUUGUAAUGCAAAAAGAUUUGAAGAAAAUUUUAAAAAUUGGACUAGUGGAAAUAAAGAUAUUGAUGAAUUAAUACAACAUUCACAACUUAAUGCUGUAAUAUAUACAAAAUGUCUUGAAUGGAUACCUUUUGAAAAAUUUCAAAAUGUCACUUAUAUUACCAGAGGAGGCUUUGGUAAAAUUUAUUCAGCCGAAUGGCCUGAAGGAUUUAUUCUUAACUGGGAUAUUGAAAAUAAAAUAUGGAAUCGAUACACAGACAGAAAAGUUGCAUUAAAAAGCUUGGAUAAUUCUUCUGAAAUUAGUAAAGAUUUUUUAAAUGAGAUCAAAUCUUAUCUUCAGAUUUAUAUUCGGGAUGUUAUUUACUGCUAUGGAAUAACUCAAGAUUCAAAUACCAAAGAUUAUAUGAUGGUUUUACAUUAUUGUGAAAAUGGAAAUUUAAGAAAUUACUAUCUUAAUUCUAAUGAUGAUACGAAACUUUAUGAUUUAUCAAGAAUUGCAAAUGGACUGUUAGAUAUCCAUAAUGCUGAAAAAAUCCAUAAAGACUUACAUUCAGGUAAUAUAUUGGAAGGUGGGACUAUGUAUAUAAAUGAUUUAGGAAUGUGUCAACCAGCAAAUAAACAAAUAGUUAAAGAAGAAGGAAUUUAUGGAGUAUUACCAUAUAUGGCACCAGAAGUUUUACGUGGAUAUCAAUAUACAAAAGCAGCUGAUAUUUAUUCAUUUGGAAUAAUUAUGAAUGAGUUCCUUUCUGAAGAAAUUCCUUUUAAUGAUAUUCCUCAUGAUCAUAUUUUAACUAUUGCAAUAUGUAAAGGACUUAGACCUAAAAUUUCUGAACAUAUUCCAAAAUUUCUUGUAGAUUUAAUUAUGAAAUGUUGGGAUGCUAAAGCAGAAAAUAGACCAACUGCUAAUGAAUUGUAUCAAAUGUUAAAGAAAUGUAAUGAAACAAACAAGUAUUAUUCUCAAAUGAGGAAAUAUGGUGAUAAAAUUAGAGAAAAAAAAUUGGAAAACAAAUUAAAUGAAAAUAAGUCUGAAAGUAUUAAAACUCAUCCUCAAGCAAUCUAUACCAGUAGACUUUUAAGUUUUAAAAAUCUUUCAGAACCUGUAAAUUCAUCAGAUUUAACAUCUUUACAAAUUAAUUCAGAUGAUGCCCCAUCAGUAUCAACAAAUCUAAUUUCAGAAUGUUUUGGUUGUAAAAUUCAGCGAAUCAGGUUAGCUUGUCUAUUAAUCAUUAAGAAAGCUUAA